AUGGCAAAUCACGAUUUACUAGCAAAUCCUCUUGCAGUUCGCAAUCCAAAUCCUCUCAGUCUCAUUCCUUACUCUGUCGCUACUGGAUAUUACUCUGAAGAAAGUAAAGAUGUUUAUCUCACUUACUCCAAUAUCUACCCACACACCCACGUUCCCGGCAUUCCUUCGCCUUACAGUCAAGAACAACUUGAAAGACGCGCUCUCUAUAUCACUGGUAUUCCACCAGAAUGGUCAACUCCAGCUUUUCGCUCAAUAUUCGAACUCUAUGGAGUUGUCGAAAAAUGCCCCAUGAUCUUCGAUCUGGCAUCCAAAUCUACCUUUCGCUUUGUGGUUAUGAAAAAUACGGAAGAUUGUCUCAAGGCAAAAGAUUCAAUUCAUGGUUUUACGUUGGAUAAUAAUACGAUUUACACAACUGAGGCAUUGCCUUCAAGCUCAUUGUUGAGACUUUAUAAUUUGGGUUUGGAUGGGUUGGGGUUGAACGUCGAUCAGUGCUUGAAUAUCUUGGAAAACAAUCGGGUUGCUGAGGAUUUUGAAGUCGGUGAUUUGGAUGCUACCGAUCAAAAUGUCGCACUUAAUACACAAUACGUCUAUACCAGCGGCACUCUUGAUCAAGCACCAAUCAUGCAUGGUCACCCAUCUCCUCGAACCAAAUUACCUAUCGUCAAAAUCCGAGCAGCAGACUCUGAAACCGAAGUCGAGUUUCCACCUCCAAAUAUGAUUCGCAAAAACAGACCUGCACCCUUAAACCUCAUCGGAGCAAACAACAUAACAUCUCGCCGCAUCUCACCUCUCUUACCUCCUCAAUCACCAUUCCCAACCCAAACCCACUUCGAAUCCAUCUCCGAAAACUCUGCGUCCAGCCCCUCGGAUUCCCUCACCCCCACCCCCACCCAAACCGCCUUCAAAACCCAAGUCUCAACCUGGGCCGCCAUCGUCAGCAGCGCCUCUCCCAACCACCGAAACGUCGACUUACACCCCUCCACCCCCCGCUCAGGCCGUCGUCUCAACAGCAUCGGACGCAUCCCCUCCCUCCCCGCCUCCAAACCCAUGAUCCACGAAGCCCUCUCCCAACAAGCCCGCGUCGUCCUCAUCCUCAACAUUCCCUCCACCAUGACCCUCUCCGAUAUCUCCAACGCCAUCCACGAAGGCCCCAUCGUCUGCAUCCGCUUCGGCAUCGAUUCCGACACCGGAAAACGCUUCUCCGGUAUCGUGUUCCAGCAUGCUUCCGAUGCGCAAUCUUUUCUCUCCGUGCUUCUCGCGGAACGAGAAGCUCAAGCCCCGAAUCGCUUCAGAUUUAUCGCGGAUUGUGUGCGCGGCGAACCGUUUCCGAUCAAUGACGAUAUCAUCUCGAUGAGCGCACCUACUUUCGCAUCACGCAGAUUGACAAUCGUAAAGAAGGCAUUCUUUUUUGCAUUCACGGGACGCAAUCUUCAAACCCUGUGCGAAAAAGAAGUUGGGCGCGAGAAUGUACAAUUGGUGUUUGUGUAUAAUGGGGGGAAUGCGACGGUGGUUUUUGCAGAGGUGAGCGCGGCGCGGAAGAUGAAGAGCAAACUUGAGAGGUUGAGGGAGGGGGCUGGGAAGGUGGGUGGCACGAGUAGUAUUUAUGAGGGGUUGCAGGUUACGUUUAGUAAGGAUCCGUGUGAGUUGGAGGGGGGCUUGAAUUUGCAGGCUGCGGAUGGGUACUGUGCUUAA
Molecule: messenger RNA, 1692 nt
Organism: Botrytis deweyae
Lineage: Eukaryota; Fungi; Ascomycota; Leotiomycetes; Helotiales; Sclerotiniaceae
Exons: 1
Coding region: 1-1692 (563 amino acids)
Biological process (GO): nervous system development; regulation of alternative mRNA splicing, via spliceosome
Cellular component (GO): nucleus; cytoplasm
Molecular function (GO): mRNA binding
Source: RefSeq, a predicted model, not a curated record